CACUCGAGUGGUUAGGUUAACGCAUAUUGUUGUAUUUUAAUUCUUGCAACGCGGCACAUACGCGGCGUCAAAAUUUCGCACUUUUUUCAACAAUGAAUAUCGUGACCUGCAAAGCGCCUGUAAAUAUCGCCGUAAUUAAGUAUUGGGGCAAACGAGAUGAGGAUUUAAUUUUGCCGAUUAAUGAUUCUAUCAGCGUAACGCUGCACACUGAUCACCUCUGCGCAAAAACCACAGUAAUGACGAGCCCAGAUUUUAAGGAAGAUCGCAUCUGGUUGAACGGAAGUGAGGAGUCCAUCGAUAAUAAGAGACUGCAAAACUGUUUGAAAGAAAUAAGGAAGCGUGCGAAGCUGGGAGGUGACGUUGGAUCUUGGAAAGUUCAUAUCUGCUCGGAAAAUAAUUUUCCAACUGCUGCUGGUCUUGCUUCCAGCGCCGCAGGUUACGCUUGCUUAGUCGCUGCUUUGGCAGGGCUUUACAAUGUCGAGGGCGAUAUCAGCGCGGCUGCACGAUCUGGUUCCGGAUCCGCUUGCCGCAGCGUCUUCGGAGGAUUCGUACGUUGGUAUUCGGGGUCUAAACCGGAUGGCAGCGACAGUAUAGCGAAGCAAAUCGCCGCCCCAGAGCACUGGCCAAUGAGAAUCCUCGUUUUGGUUGUAAGCGACGCUACCAAGAAAGUUUCCAGUGCUAUCGGGAUGAAGCGGAGCGUUGCGACAUCCGAGCUGCUUAAAUACCGGGCUGAACAUUCGGUGCCGCGAAGAGUGGAAGCAAUGACUAAAGCUAUAAUUGAUAAGGAUUUCGCAAAAUUUGCGGAACUCACAAUGAAAGACUCCAAUCAGUUUCACGCCACCUGCCUCGAUACAUUUCCACCUUGCGUCUAUAUGAACGACACUUCACAUGCUAUUGUCGAAGUUAUUCACGCGUACAAUGCAGCCGCUGGAGAAACGAAGGUAGCCUAUACCUUUGACGCAGGUCCCAACGCUACCCUGUAUCUCUUGGAAAAAGAUGUUCCGGAAGUUAUCAGUAUUCUAAACUAUUAUUUUCCCACAAUUGGUGGAGGUCAUAUCGGCGUCGAGUAUCUGAGAGGAAUUCCUGUACAACCGACGGUCGUUUCAGAGGAUUUCUUACGUCGGAUUGACGCCAAGCGACAAAGCCCGGGAAAAGUGAAAUGUAUCAUUCACACGUGUGCUCGUGAUGUAGAACUGAUCGAUAAAUAUGGAGUGAUAACUAGCCUUUUUGGUGCCUGUAUUCACAAAAGGGAUACUAGACCAGUACAAGAAAUAGUUGAGGAAAUAAUAGGACACUUCGUAGAGUACGAAGAAGAAUUGGCAAAACGGGGAACAAUAUUCUUUGGAGGAACUGAACCAGGGAUGCUGGACGUUUUGAUGUGGCCGUGGGUAGAACGGGCUAAAGCACUUCCACUGGCUUUUGACCAGCCAUUGAAUUUCGACAAAGAAAAGUUCCCGCACCUCAUGAAAUGGAUAAACGGUAUGAAAGGCCAGAAGUUUGUACAAGAAAAUUUUGGAUCUUUCGAAGCAUUUGCCAAAGUUAUCAAAGCUCAGGAUGACGUUGAUUAUGAUAGCAUUUAAAGUAAUUCCUCAACUAGAAGAUUUCAUUAAUUUUCUAUAAAGCAUGUGAUAUUCGUAACUGUCUUCGAUUAACUAACAUGAUACUCAUGACAAUAAAAUAUCAAUAGAACUAA
Diprion similis is the source of this 1693-nucleotide messenger RNA. It is a transcript of the gene Mvd, whose product is annotated as diphosphomevalonate decarboxylase. The record is from RefSeq and is a predicted model, not a curated record. The transcript is spliced from 13 exons. Gene Ontology annotation, biological process: isopentenyl diphosphate biosynthetic process, mevalonate pathway. NCBI's taxonomy places the organism in Eukaryota, Metazoa, Arthropoda, Insecta, Hymenoptera, Diprionidae. Gene Ontology annotation, cellular component: cytosol. The coding region runs from base 93 to 1580 and encodes 495 amino acids. Gene Ontology annotation, molecular function: ATP binding; diphosphomevalonate decarboxylase activity.